AAGAUUUUCAUACUAUGGAUAGUACUGAUAAAACAACAAACGACAUCCAUAUAUCUAGAAAAUUGUUUUAAGUAUGUAAUCAUUGUCCAAUAUUUUUGUGUUUUUUUUGUUUUGACAACUGUGAUUAUCUUCCUCAUGAAUAGACUAAUGUUUUACUAAAAUCUAUUUUAUUCAAAUCAUAUCAAUUUUAAAAAAAUUCAUAUUUAAACAAAUUAACUAAUUCCUAUUUCAAAUUGAUUCUUGAACAAUAUCAAUAACAAACCAUUUUAUCAUCAAUGUCAAGACAAACAUUCAAUGAAUUUUUAGCUGGUGCUAUUGGAGGAUUAGCUGGCUUAACGGUUGGUCAUCCAAUGGAUACUGUCAAAGUUGUUAUGCAAAGUUCGUCGAGAAAUUUAACAUUUAAAGAAGCAACUGAUUCGAUUCUUGAAACCGGACUAAGACGAUUUUUUACUGGGCUUGCAAUUCCGUUUUAUUCAUAUGGAUUUAUCAAUGCCGUAGUAUUUACUGCAUACAAAGAGUCACUAAGUAUAUUUGAUGCAACUGGUCAGUCCCCAUUUGCAAAUGCUAUGGCCGGUGCUAUAUCAGGAGCUGUACAAUUGAUACCAGCUGUUCCAGUUGAAGUUAUUAAAAUACGACAACAAUCCAUAGCAAGUCAUCCAGGUGAAAAACAACUGACUGCUAGAAAAUGUAUUCAUACCAUUUUACGUAUGCAAGGAUUUACUGGGUUUUACUCAGGAACAAUUAUUCAAGCAUUUCGUGAUAUUCCAGGACUGACUGCUUAUUUUUAUGCUUAUUCUGAAUCAAUAAAAAUAGGAAAACAUAUUGGUUUGUCAACAUUUUGGUCUGCUUUUAUUGGUGGUGCAAUAAGUGGAGCAUUAUCUUGGUGUGUUUCAAUGCCAUUUGACGUAAUAAAAACAAGACAACAAGUUGGUAAUGGAAUCACAAUUACAAAUGUUCUAAAUACACUAUUAAAAGAAAAAAGCUACAAAAUAUUUUUCCGUGGAUUUAACGUUGUUAUCACUAGAGCAUUUGUAGUUAAUGCAUGUACAUUCGCUGUCUACGAAACAGUUUAUGAACAUCUUAAAAAAUAUUAGUGAUAUUGGAAUUUAUCUUAUUUUUGCUGCUUAAUGCGAUUGUUUUUAUAAAGUUUGGAAAAUAUUUUAUUGAAAAGAUUUAUUAUUCAGAUUGUUAG
Schistosoma curassoni is the source of this 1192-nucleotide messenger RNA. The record is from the annotation of a GenBank genome assembly. NCBI's taxonomy places the organism in Eukaryota, Metazoa, Platyhelminthes, Trematoda, Strigeidida, Schistosomatidae.